This is a messenger RNA of Ambispora gerdemannii, 1107 nucleotides long. The record is from the annotation of a GenBank genome assembly. Lineage: Eukaryota; Fungi; Glomeromycota; Glomeromycetes; Archaeosporales; Ambisporaceae.
AUGUCCUGCGAUUUAUCUGAUACGGCCAUUUCACAAGCGUAUGAAGAGAUUGUCAGUGGUCAGGAUACCAACUGGCUUAUUCUCGGCUAUCACGACACUCGGGAUAAAAUUUCCCUUUAUUCAAAAGGUACCGGUGGUCUUGAUGAACUACGUCAAAAUCUCCAAGAAGAAGUACUCUACGGGUUUCUGCGAAUUGAGAAUCGAUUUGUGUUGAUAACUUAUGUGAGUGAACAAGUCAGUGGUGUACGAAGAGCUCGUGCUUUGGUUCAUGGACGAGCUGUUGGUGCUUUAUUCAAGCAGGCACAUCAAAUCCAAAUUAACGCAUCAACUCCAGCAGAUCUUUUAGAAGAAAAGGUUCGCAGUAAAUUGAAGCUCAGCGCAUCAGACGAUCGACCAAGUUCACCAUCUCCGCAACGACAACAAAAUCUUCGACAAGGCACAUUACCCGGCUCCCCAAAAUCCCCGAUUGCAAAUGAUCCAGAUCAAGACCUUGCUCCCUAUAAUGUUAAUGGUUCAGAAAAUGCGCGGCGAGAGGCCGAAAAGGCUGCUCGUGAAGAUGCUGAACGCGAGAAAAUUGAAGCGGCACAGAAAAGGGACGCGGAAAAAAUUGCGCAGGAGCUGGCAAAGAAACGUGCUUUUGAGGAAUCAGAGCGUAAAAAGCAGGAAGCUAUUGACAAUCAGAAAAAAGAAAAAGCUUUAGCUGAAGCUAGGGUUAGAUUGGAGGCAGAGAAAAAAGCUCGCGAAGAGGCUGAAAAGAAACGAAAUGAAGAGCUCAGAUCCAAAUUCGCUGAAUUGGAAAAGAGUGGCAAGGUCCUGCUGGAUGGUUAUAUCACCGUACAAGGCGGAGGAGUUUACUUCUGGAAACGUCGUUACUUUGAACUACGUGGACAAACUCUAUAUCUUUUCCGUGACUCGGACGACAAACUUCCGAUUUCCAAACUCGAGCUUGAUAGUGAUGUUUCCGGUGUAUCAGACGCACAAUCCGAAGUGCUAAUACUCAAUUCGUUUAAAGUCGAUUUUCGAUCAACAGAGCCGUACUAUUUCUUCUCAGAUGACCGAAAAACCAAGGAAUCUUUUGUUCAAGCGAUAGCGAGAUAUGUCAAGUAA